GGUACAUAGGUUGUAAAAGAGAAUACUACAAGAUAUAGGUUAUGUAGAUAUAGGCUGGAGAACAUUCAGUCUGUGACCAUCUUGUACUCCAAAGCUAUGAUGAUAUGACACUUGACAAUCCCAAGUCAGUAAAGCUAGUGGUCACUAGCAAUUAUCUAGGUGGUGAGUGCGAUCAGAACCAACAACGACAUCUCAAAAAGAAGUUCAACCAAACAAUGUAUUUCUGGAAGACUCUGAGAGCCCAAAAUAAGUUACUCACCCAACAAAAGAACCAGCAGGAUGAAAAGUACAUGUGCGCAGGGAUUCUGCGGUUGGCCGUCGGACACGAUGGCCCAUCGCCCCGUUGCUGUGGCAGGGAUGCUGGUGGAGACUGUGCUGGAAGCGCAGCCCACUAUGGACUAUGGAGGCAUACAUCAUCCACGCCUCGCUCUCCAUUUCAUAAGGUUUCUGGAAAGAAGAAAUUUGGGCGGAUCGCAGCCUCUGGCAGCCAGAAUGAAGACUUCAUUGUGGAUCACGGCCACAUUCCUCGCUUCGACGGUCCUAUCUAUAGAGACAUUGCCAUUCUCUCCCCCACAAUUCGCAGAAAUCAGCAAAAGAGCAUACGAUGUCUUACAAAUCCUGAAGCGCGCCGAUAAUAAUUGCCCAGGGGGUUACAAUCCUUGCACCAACCUAGGCCACUCCGACGUUUGCUGCAGAAGCGACUCGAUCUGCUCUCGAGACGCCGCCCAUAAUAUCGCUUGCUGCCCUACAGGGGCAAAGUGCACAGGAAGUCUUACGGGGACGUCCACUGGCACAGACACCAGCUUUAGAUUCCCUGGAACCGCAACCGCGGCACCGACUACGACUACCAACGACGCUACAAUAACCGGUUCUACGUUGACCGGGGCUUAUCCGUUCAUCUAUGUCCCCACCACAUUCCCCAAUGCAGGCAUAUGCUCGUCAUACUGGUCCGUUUGUCAAAGCGAGUAUUCGCAGUGCACCGCGUCACUUGGAGGCCGCUACGGAGUCACAGUCGCAGGAGGCGGUGCAGGAGUCACGGUUGUGGGCGGUGGUCCAACGGCCGCCGCGUCUGUUUGCUCGAGUCUGAGUCAAGCUGCGUGUCAUGGGCUCAACCUGGCGUACUGCGGAACGUAUGCCACGGGAGGAAGUAGCCCGAACAUUGCCGUAUCCGGCCGAACCUCCAGCUUGCAGGACUUAGUUUUUGGUAUGGUUGUUGGCGUGGCGGGAAUGUUUAUCUGA
Messenger RNA from Aspergillus novofumigatus IBT 16806, 1239 nucleotides. RefSeq lists its product as uncharacterized. NCBI's taxonomy places the organism in Eukaryota, Fungi, Ascomycota, Eurotiomycetes, Eurotiales, Aspergillaceae. Bases 280 to 1239 code for a protein of 319 amino acids. The transcript has 3 exons. The record is from RefSeq and is a predicted model, not a curated record.